CCCCCCCUAAAAUUUUUGAUCUCCCUCCUCCCAUCCCUUCCCCACCAAAUCCGGCGGGCCAAACCCUAGCGAAGCCGAUCGCCAUUUCCCCGGCGGCGAGGGGGUUGGAGAGCGCCGCCAUGAGCCGCCGCCGUACCGGCAACGGGCAGGCGCAGGCGCUCAUCGACCUGGACAGCGACGCUGAGGACGAGUGCCAAAACAAGCGUUCUCGAACAAGUAGAACGGCAGCAUUGAAGACGCCUGGGAGAUCCAAUCAUGUAUUACCUUCCUUUUACGAUAACCUUCCCCAAAACAGAAGCUCACGCAUUGCAACUAGCAGGAGGGACAAGGCAAAUCAAGACAAGUUGAAUACUGAUAUUUUUGAAUUAUACAUGGAGGAUCUCUGGAAGCACAUUGAUGAAGACAAGAAGAGUGCUUAUGCGUACUUUGAUUCUUUAUGGUUUAACAUGUAUUACUGUGGGCGGAAUAUACCCAAUGUCCUUAAAUGGAUAAAGGCUAAGAGAAUAUUUUCAAGACAAUAUGUUUUUGUUCCUAUUGUUUGUUGUGGACACUGGAGCCUCCUUGUCUUAUGCCACUUUGACAAGGCAAAUUGCUCAGAUAUUAAGAAAGGACCACGCAUGAUAGUGCUGGACUCACUUAAUACGACAGAUCCGACAAGGUUGCAAUCAGCCAUCAGAAAAUUCAUUGUUGACAUUUACAAAACUGAAGAGCAGGAAGAAAGCAAGCAGUUCAUAAACAAAAUCCCUCUCGAGUUUCCCAAGGUGCCACAGCAAAAUGGGGAUGAAUGUGGGAUUUAUGUUUUAUAUUUCAUCCAGUGCUUUCUUCAAAACAAAAAACUGGCAGAAGUUCUUGAAAGUAAAAAAUUGGAAGAAGAUUUCACCCAGCUGCUUGAUGAUGGCUGGUUUAAUCCAGAGGAACUAGAGAACUUCCGCAAGGAUAUCCAUUCAUUCCAAGCGAAUCGGAAUAGCAAAAUUGCAGAGUAGUGUAGCUAGCAAGAUGGUGCCAAGUAUAUAAGUUGGUACCAUCAUCAAAUAUCAUAGUAUAUACAAAUUGCUGAGUUUCAUCUUCACUGGCAGCUCAUUGAGGAAAUUUGAAUCAAAUUGCUGAGUUUCAAUUUCCCUGGCGGCUCAUUGAGGAAAUUUGAACAUUGUUCGAGAAUCUGUUGUAGUGCAGGUUUAUGCAUGGAAGAGGGAGACUUAUGCUUGCCCGGGCAUAGAGCUUCGCUGACAGAUAGUACCUGGUUGUGCAGACUCUUGGUGUUCCCUUUCCUCAAAAGAAGCUUAGAUAUUACUAGAUUUAUCGUAUUCAAGCAAUUGAACGUGGUAGCUGUACAUUAUAUCAGGAACUACUAGGUGAGAUUACUAUCACCCUUUGGGAUAUAUUUUAGCAGGGGUGCAUUCCAUGUACUAGUGUAUGUAUUCGCACACUAGAGAUGUAUGAGACACCUUAAAUUUCUGGGUAAUACAGUUAUAGUCGCGUACUUUGUUGUGCUGAAA
Molecule: messenger RNA, 1496 nt
Organism: Panicum hallii
Lineage: Eukaryota; Viridiplantae; Streptophyta; Magnoliopsida; Poales; Poaceae
Product: probable ubiquitin-like-specific protease 2B
Exons: 9
Coding region: 120-983 (287 amino acids)
Biological process (GO): proteolysis
Molecular function (GO): cysteine-type peptidase activity
Source: RefSeq, a predicted model, not a curated record